This is a messenger RNA of Halteromyces radiatus, 1991 nucleotides long. Its product is annotated as Rho GTPase activation protein. The transcript is spliced from 9 exons. The record is from RefSeq and is a predicted model, not a curated record. Gene Ontology annotation, cellular component: cytoplasm. Bases 319 to 1935 code for a protein of 538 amino acids. Gene Ontology annotation, molecular function: protein binding. Gene Ontology annotation, biological process: signal transduction; regulation of GTPase activity. Lineage: Eukaryota; Fungi; Mucoromycota; Mucoromycetes; Mucorales; Cunninghamellaceae.
CCCCUAUUCCUCUUUUUUUUUUUUAUUCAUAUUAGUAUUAUGGCUCAAUAUCUUAUUGCUCAAUGGGAUUAUGCUGCCGAAGGGGAGUUCGAAUUAUCCUUUCAACAAGGUGACCGUAUUAAACUAUUAGAAAAACAUAACGAUGAUUGGUAAGUUUGAAAAAUUAAAAGUUAGUUUCUAUUUCUCAUUUCUUUUUUUAAUAAUAUAUUUUGUAGGUGGGAAGGUGAAUUGAAUGAUACCAUUGGAUUCUUUCCUGCAAAUAGAACUCAAUUAGAAAAACCAUCUUCUACACUUAGUAAGUAUAUUUAUUUCUCAAUCAUGUCUUUUUUUCAAUUACUGGAAUAUGGUUUUUUUUUAAUAGUUGAUACUCAACUUUCUCCUACAACUGACACAACACCAACCUUAUUACCACAACAACAACAACCUCCAAUUAUUACUUCUCGUCCUUCAUCUUCUUCACAAAAUUUACCUGAAUUACCACUGGACUGGUCUUUUGCAUAUGAUGAUGAAGGUACAAUAUAUUAUUUCAAUGAACGUACCGGGGAAUCAAGAUGGGAACCACCAACAAAAGGACUAGAACAAAAAGAUCAAUAUCAAGAGGAAUCAUCACAACAACACUUAUCAGCACCACCGCCGCCACCACGAACAUCGUCAAGAAAGGAUUUGACAACACAAGAAGAUCUGGAAUUAGAAAAUGCAUUUUAUCAACUCGAUCCUGAAGCAAUGAAGAAAUUGGCGUUGGAACGAUUAGAUCAAAACAAUAUACGAUAUCAGGGUUAUGUACAAAUGAAAAUGGUGGCUAUUGGUGGUAAACUCAGCUCAUGGAAAAUGUAUUAUGCAAUAUUGUUACAAGGCUACUUGUUGUUGUACAAAGAAACACACGUCAAAUACCGCAAAAAGAUGACUACCAUUCCUCCUGUAGGCAGCUUUGAUUUGGAAGGUUGUCAAAUUGAUCCUGCUGGAAAAAACGAUACCAAACGAAAACAUUCUUUUAUGAUCACCAUUCCUCCUCCACGUCAAAAAGUCACAUUAUAUAUUCAAACUGCCAAUGAUAAUGAAUGUGCUGCUUGGUUGGAUGCCAUUAUGCGAGAAUUAAUUCGUCGAAAAGAAGGAAAAUCACAGGAUAUUGAUAUUCUUCAAUUAUUACGUGCCUUGACUCUGGACGACAAGCAAAUGAAAGUCAACAAGAAAAUGACUAAAAAUAUGGAUACAGAGGAUCGACAAGAUAUUGGAGUCAAUGUGGAUGGUCGCCCUAACAAGAAACUUGGUUGGUUCUCUGGGAAUGCGAAACACAAGAAUCCAGGUACUCAGGUUCAAACAAUGGAUAUUAGUCAUCAAGGUGAUAAUGAUAUAUUUGGAGGCUUCCUUUAUUUGGAUCAAGAUCAAUAUGUACCAGUAGUUGUGCGACAAUGUAUUGAACAAGUAGAAAUGAAAGGGUUAGAUUCCGUUGGUAUUUAUCGUUUAUCUGGACCAGCAUCUACCAUCCAAAAAUACCGAACAGCUUAUAAUCGACGUGAACUUGUCGAUCUUGCAGAAGAGCAUGACAUCAAUGUGGCGACUGGACUAUUAAAACUCUACUUUAGAGAAUUGAAGAAUCCUUUAUUAACUUUUGAAUAUUAUGAUUGGUUUAUUGAGGCUGCUCGGAUAAGUGACUAUGAUGAUCGCAUGUAUCAAAUCAAAUCCAUUAUUCACGUUUUACCCAAGGCCAACUUUAUUGUAUUAGAAUAUUUAAUGCGACAUUUACAUCGAGUGGCCGAACAUAGCGAUCUCAACAAAAUGGAAACCUCUAAUUUGGCAUUGAUCUUCUCGGUUGGUUUAUUACGUACUCCUCAAGAUGAUAUUUCUAGCAUUAUGCAUACCGAUUUACAAAGUAAGAUUGUGGAGGCCAUUAUUCAACAAGUCGAUUGGUUUUUUGAAGUCGAUGAAGAAGUCUAGUGGAUAUUUUUUUUUCUUUUUGUAUUUUGGAAUAAUAAAAUUGUAUGUAUGUGUCA